GCCUUCUUCAGCAAAUCCCUCUCUCUCUUCUCUCCUCUCCUCUCCUUUGUAAUUGGUUUCUUCCAUUACCCCUGACGGAUUAUCAAAACCGUUAGGGUCACCCACGCAAAGCCUCGCCCCCCCAUUCGGCUCCGCGUCCGAGCUCUCUCUCUCUCUCUCCCUCUCUCCGGUUUCGGACUCUGUUCGGGGUUUUGUGUGAUUCGCUGAGAUCCGAGGGAAAGCAGAGGGCAUAUCAAGAUGAAGGCACUCAUUCUCGUUGGAGGUUUUGGAACACGUUUGAGGCCAUUGACACUUAGUGUCCCUAAGCCACUUGUUGACUUUGCCAACAAACCCAUGAUCCUGCAUCAGAUUGAGGCUCUUAAGGCUACUGGUGUGACUGAAGUGGUUUUGGCUAUCAAUUACCAACCAGAGGUGAUGCUGAAUUUCUUGAAGGAAUUUGAGACAAAGGUUGGGAUCAAGAUCACUUGUUCACAAGAGACUGAACCCCUUGGAACUGCUGGUCCUCUGGCUCUUGCUAGAGACAAACUGAAAGACGAAUCUGGUGAACCCUUUUUCGUCCUUAACAGUGAUGUUAUCAGUGAGUAUCCACUAAAAGAAAUGAUUGCAUUCCAUAAAUCCCAUGGAGGAGAGGCGUCUAUAAUGGUGACCAAGGUGGAUGAGCCAUCAAAAUAUGGAGUGGUGGUUUUGGAAGAGUCUACAGGGAAAGUGGAGAAAUUUGUAGAGAAACCAAAAUUGUUUGUUGGGAACAAAAUCAAUGCUGGAAUAUAUUUGUUGAAUCCUGAAGUUCUUGAUCGUAUUCAACUGAGACCAACCUCAAUUGAGAAAGAGGUUUUCCCAAAGAUCGCGUCAGAGAAUAAGCUCUUUGCAAUGGUUCUCCCAGGGUUUUGGAUGGACAUUGGACAACCAAAGGAUUAUAUCACAGGCCUGAGACUCUAUUUAGACUCGCUGAGGAAGAAAUCUUCCUCUAAGUUGGCCAAGGGAAGCCACAUCGUGGGAAAUGUCUUGGUAGAUGAGACUGCUACUAUAGGUGAGGGGUGUCUGAUUGGACCAGAUGUUGCAAUUGGUCCCGGUUGUGUGGUUGAAUCAGGAGUUAGGCUUUCCCGCUGCACAGUCAUGCGCGGUGUUCGGAUCAAGAAACAUGCUUGCAUUUCCGGCAGUAUCAUUGGAUGGCAUUCCACUGUUGGGCAAUGGGCUCGUGUGGAGAACAUGACCAUCCUUGGUGAGGAUGUUCAUGUAAGUGAUGAAAUCUACAGCAAUGGAGGUGUGGUUUUGCCUCACAAAGAAAUCAAGUCAAGUAUUUUGAAGCCAGAGAUUGUUAUGUGAGGGUAUGCUCUUGUUUAUUGUGUUUGAGGAAUCACAGAAUGUGUCUAGAGAGGUUGUAACUUAGUUUUUCCUAAAUGCACUUCUUUUCUUCUUUUCCUUUUGUUUUCUUGUUCAGUGUAAAGGUUCUGUGCUCCUUGUGAUGUUUGAAGGGUCAUUCUCUUCUGACUCAAUGUUGUGCAAUAUGUUAGUGUGUAUAGAGUAAUAAAUUAUCAGGGUUUGCUUCUCUGGCUUCUGUAA
Argentina anserina (silverweed cinquefoil) is the source of this 1560-nucleotide messenger RNA. Its product is annotated as mannose-1-phosphate guanylyltransferase 1. Gene Ontology annotation, biological process: GDP-mannose biosynthetic process. Gene Ontology annotation, molecular function: mannose-1-phosphate guanylyltransferase (GTP) activity; GTP binding. Lineage: Eukaryota; Viridiplantae; Streptophyta; Magnoliopsida; Rosales; Rosaceae. The record is from RefSeq and is a predicted model, not a curated record. Gene Ontology annotation, cellular component: cytoplasm. The transcript has 5 exons. The coding region runs from base 238 to 1323 and encodes 361 amino acids.